CUUUCGUCUAUUUUGUCACUGUUAAGGCUGUGGUUUAAAAAUGGUCUCCCAAGGACUCCAGAUUAUGGGCUUAUCCACAGCCAUGCUGGGUUGGCUGGGGGUCAUUAUCGUGUGUGCUUUGCCCCAGUGGAAGGUGUCUGCGUUCGUUGGGGCCAACAUCGUCACAGCACAGAUCAUCUGGGAGGGCAUGUGGAUGAACUGUGUGGUGCAGAGCACUGGACAAAUGCAGUGUAAAGUCUACGACUCCAUGCUGGCGCUCAGUUCUGAUCUCCAAGCGGGCCGGGCCAUGAUCAUCAUCUCCAUUUUAACUGGACUCUGUGGAAUCGUGAUUUCUCUGGCUGGUGGGAAGUGCACCAACUGCAUUGAGGACCAAGGGUCCAAAGCAAAGGCGUGUAUCGUUGCAGGCAUUCUCCUAAUUAUCUCUGGACUUCUCUGUCUGAUCCCAGUGUCGUGGGCGGCACACACGACCAUACAGAACUUCUACAACCCAAUGAUGGUGGAGGCCCAGCGGAGGGACAGCUUUAACAUGGGGAGGAUUGCUAAAGAGGUUUCUGGCCAGAUCCUGUGCUUCAUUGGUUUUGUUGGCAUAUGUGUCUGUUGUGGCAUUCCCAUGUGGCGCGUCACUUCGUACAUCGGUGCCAACAUUGUCACAGGCCAGAUCGUCUGGGACGGCUUGUGGAUGAACUGUGUGAUGCAGAGCACAGGACAGAUGCAGUGUAAAGUCCAAGACUCAAUCAUGCGACUGACCCAGGACUUGCAAGCAGCACGUGCGCUGACCGUCAUCGCAAUAGUGAUCAGCUUCAUUGGAAUGCUACUGACGUUUGUGGGAGGCCAGUGCAGCAGCUGUCUGAAGAAAGAGUCCUCAAUGGCCAAAGUGCUGAUCCUGGGAGGUAUCCUGUGCAUUGUAGCUGGAGUCAUCUGUCUCAUUCCCGUCUGCUGGUCCUCAGCCUACACCAUCUCAGAUUUCCAGAGUGUUCUCACAAUCGAGACCCAAAAGAGGGAGCUUGGGGCAUCCAUAUACAUUGGCUGGGCCGCCUCAGGAUCUCUUCUGUUUGGAGGAAUCAUUUUGUGUACUUCCUGCCCACCAAGUGAAGAUAUGUAUCCAAAUUACCCAGGCAUGUACCCCUACCAAGGACCUAUGUAUGGGCCUCCUGGAUCUUAUAUGCCUGCCAAAACAUAUGCACCGAGUGCUGUAUAUACUGGAGCUUAUGUUCCUAACAAACCAUAUCCACCCCCAACUUACUCACCUGUUCCAGGACAAUAUCUUUAACUAAUGGACAAUAAUUUCAACUGACACUUUCUGAAACAUUUUUGAAUGAAAUCUCUAUAUAUUUCAGUGUUUGAUUAAAUAAAAAAUUUAUGUAUAAUAAAUAUAUGUACUGUAUGACUUGCUUGGAGUGUCUUAUUCUUUGUUAGCCUCUGAAUGAAGAUGGUUUGGAAAAUCUUGUUUGUCCACUUUCUCAUCUCCUUCAAGUUGUUCUACUGGUAGAGAUGAUGUAAUGCUAAUGAACUCUGUAUGUGUAUGUUUCAACAGAGUGGGUGAACUUUACAAGUUGUGUUGUUCACUUUUGCAAAUCAUGCCUUUUCUGAAGGUUUUUUUUUUUUUUUUUUUUUUUUUUUGAAAGAAUGUAAAACUUUGCUUCUCCGUUGGGGAAUAUUUUGACAAUAUGUAUAACUUUGGAUCUUUACAUUGUCUUGUCAAUAAAUAUAUUUCUUGAUUAUUAUAAA
Molecule: messenger RNA, 1728 nt
Organism: Cyprinus carpio (common carp)
Lineage: Eukaryota; Metazoa; Chordata; Actinopteri; Cypriniformes; Cyprinidae
Gene: cldnf
Product: claudin-4
Biological process (GO): cell adhesion; bicellular tight junction assembly
Cellular component (GO): bicellular tight junction; plasma membrane
Molecular function (GO): structural molecule activity
Source: RefSeq, a predicted model, not a curated record